Aspergillus brunneoviolaceus CBS 621.78 is the source of this 1145-nucleotide messenger RNA. RefSeq lists its product as uncharacterized. The record is from RefSeq and is a predicted model, not a curated record. The transcript is spliced from 3 exons. NCBI's taxonomy places the organism in Eukaryota, Fungi, Ascomycota, Eurotiomycetes, Eurotiales, Aspergillaceae. The coding region runs from base 162 to 1022 and encodes 286 amino acids.
AUAAUCACAACGCUAUCACUAUGCGAUCGGACAUCAACCUCCAUGAUGCCUUCUUCCUCCGAUCCUUGCCACAUUCUGUCAUCUUGCUUGCUUUGUCCUGCACUGUCAGUCGAGCACCGAAACAAACACAUUAGAAAGGUUCAGAGAGGUGAAAACAGAACAUGAAGAGCGCUACAGGCGAUGACGGAACCACGGUCGCGACAAGAACAUCGAUACCCGUCUCCAUUCCCGGAUACUCGGGGGCAUACAAUAGGGGGCCUUACACAGACACAUUCUCCCCUCCGAUAACAUGCCGUCAAUCAGCGACCAUGUAUACGGCCGACGACGGCGCAGGAGCAGCAGCGGGAACAAUUUAUUACGGACACUGGUGGUCAGGGGACAUGGCCUGCUAUCCCACAGGCACCAUUCCAGCCACCUCGUACACACAGUUUCAGUUUUGGUACUCAUAUUACUGUCACCCUGGCUACUACUGUCCGAGUAGUUGGCACACAGCAGCGACUUUAGCCGAUGGCUGGGCAGGCGAGACACUCACCGGGAGUCGUAAUGGCGUCCUGUGUUGCCCCAGCGGUCUCACCCUCUACAAUAAUUGGACGCAUGCGUGCGCGACAUCCGUCUCUCCAGGAGACGUCAUCACCCUGGUGACCAACUUUGUCGCACUUGAAACCACAAUAUCCUCCUCAUCGGUUCUGUUUCAAGAUGGAAUCCCGCUCAUCCGUGACGAAACCAUCACAGCCACCAACAACCCGUCGAGAAGCAACAAAGAAUAUUUCGACUGGUUUCUCGACAGUUGCCAAAGUGGGGAUUGGAGUGGGUGUAACCCUCGGGGUGGUCCUUCUCGCCGUUGCGGGAUUAUUCUGUUUCAUCUGCUCUCGACGGCGCAGAAGACAACCUUUGCGGCACGGUCCAUCCUCAGAUCAGCCAGGCUUUGUCCAGGAGCUUCCCUCGAAAUCGUAUCAGAGGCCUGUCGAGCUUUCUGCGCGUCCGUAUGUGAGCGAGCUCGAAACCCGAGCUCAUGUGAGUGAGUUGCCAGGGUAGUCUCUGAGCGUGAUUCAUCUGAGCCAGAAUCCUGUGCAGGGUAACGCAUCUUUCCAAAAAGACCUCAGUAGCAAGAUGCACAUGAUACCAUUUAUGUUGCCUUACAUAAU